Messenger RNA from Plasmodium fragile, 1836 nucleotides. RefSeq lists its product as uncharacterized. Bases 1 to 1836 code for a protein of 611 amino acids. NCBI's taxonomy places the organism in Eukaryota, Apicomplexa, Aconoidasida, Haemosporida, Plasmodiidae. The record is from RefSeq and is a predicted model, not a curated record. The transcript has a single exon.
AUGGAGGCGUCGAAUAGGCAGAGGAGCGUGGAGCUAAUCUGCACGGAGAGAGCCGGGUGCGACCCCCUGGACGGUACGGAGCACAGAGACAGCCACAAGGAUAGGAAAGAGCUCCUGCUGAGGGAACUGCACAACAUGAAAAUGAACCUAUUCGACAAUUCGCCCUUCUCAAAUUAUAUACACUUUUACGAAAUAUAUAAAAACUUGAAAUGUAUAGUGAAGUAUGAAAAGGAAGUGCCAAAAGGGACCUGGUUUUUACACCCAAUUGGGGAAAAAAAAACGUACAUUUUGUACCUUGUGUAUAUUCUCUUUUUACUGCUAAGUAUAUGUCUCCUAUUUCGCCUGCAGACAGUGCUUAGACUUCCCUGGGGGUUCAACACACAUUAUCACCCGUGUGAAAUUCACUUCCACGUUUUUUCAACUUUUUCCGUUUUGGCGUAUUGCCUGCUAAAUUUAUAUAUUAUUUUUUUUACAUACAAAAUGUUCCUUCACCAUGUGGAUGUCAUGUGCCUGAUCAUCCUGCAAAUGCUGUACAAUGUAUAUAUACGAGAGAAAAACAAAGAAAUAUAUAGGAACACAGAAACUCUCAUUGAGGGUUGUAAAAAGAUGUUUAGUCACUUGGACAAAAAAUUUGACCACAUGGUGCUACUCCACGCUGAUGAAGUUUUUAACAAAUUUACAAACAUCUUCAAGUACAUAAGUAGGGACAGCGACACGAACAGGGGAACAAUCGGCACACCAACCAAAUGUGGCGAGGUCUGCAUGGAAGUUGGGCACCGGAGGGAGAACGCGGGGCAGGCGGCCAAGGCCGCAAAGGUGGCAAAGGCGGAAAGGGGGAAGAAACCCAGGGGGGCGCCAAACAAACACGCCUCUGAUAACCAGUCAUGGGAGAGCAAUACGUAUACAGAUAAAGACGCCGCGCUGGGCACCACAAAACGUAGUGUCUCCGUAAUUAUAAAUAACGAUGACCUAUACGAAGAGUUGAAUGUUUUUCCCGGGGGAGAUAUGGCCAAUUACCACUGUGUGCACAUGGACAGCAAGAAUAUUUUCAACAUUUUUGGAAACUCGAUUUAUUCAAACAUUUACAACAUAAGCAACUACAUGAAGUAUAAUCACAACUACAUCCAUUCAUUAAUGAUUCAGAAAUGCAGCGAUAAAAUAAAUUACAUCAAGUACUUUUUUUUCUUCAUUCCGUAUGUAAUUAAUUUGUGUGUAAAUUUACUUAUAAAUUUUUAUAUCCUUUUCUCCGUGUAUUACUACAACAAUGCUGUUCCUUUGGUACCACCUUACGAGCUAGCCAAAAUGCACAUUUUAAAUUUGCGAAAUUAUAAAGGGAUAUAUUACAUCCUGUUCAUAUUUUUGUUCAAUUUUUUUUUUUUCCUGUAUGCUCUCUUCCUGUCCAAAUUAAAUAUCAUUCACGUCUUCCUCAAUCAGAUUUACAAGAAUUGCAAAUACGAGUCCAUUUACUACUGCGAGCAUGUCAUGAAUGAGAUUUAUGAAAAUUGCAUUUUUCCCCACAUUGUACAGAUAGUACUGAACAGAAAAGGCACCAACAGGAUGGGCCAUGAAGGGACCAAAGGAGUCGCCCUGUUGGACAAGAAAGCACCUGACCAGGCAAGGUGGAAAGGCGUAUCCCCAGACGCCUCUCAAGAUUACCAUGUCCUGGUGAAUAACCCAGGUGGAGGUUCGAACGAUGUUGCUAACAACCUCCACAGGAACAAAUCGCACGAUAUGAACUUUCGAAAAUGUCAAGAGGUAGAUUCCUUUUUUGGUAACAAGGAUUCCCACCGGGAGUAUGAUGUCUCCGAGUGCAUUAAGUAUUUCAGCAUGAGUUAA